AUGCGUGAUGAGAAACCGACGGCUUAUCUACAUUGUUUACGAGCCCUUGCAGGAGACCAGUGUGAAGACGCCAUCAUCCGCUCUCUGCUCUUUGAGCAGUUACCAGAAGUUGCUCGAGUAAUACUUGCAAUCUGCGACACAUCAGAUCUCCAGCGGUUAGCAGAGAUGGCUGAUAAGGCACUAGACGCAAUGAGACCAAUGGUGGCAGCAACCCAAAUCGUGCCUGCAAAGAGUUCAAACACACAGGCUACCACAGGUAUGCUGUCUACAUUAGAAGAGUCACUUAACGCACUCACAUUACAGGUCUCAAAAAUGCAGAAACAACUAGAUCGCAACGAACGAUUCCGUCGCUCCCGUAGCAGAGGAAAAGAAAACCAACCUAGAACAUUGAUACCUGCACCUACGCAUACAAAUAAGCCUGAGUUCUGUUACUAUCAUAAUAGAUUUGGUGCCAACGCAAGGAAGUGCCAGCACCCUUGUACGUGGACUCAAGGAGCUAAGCCGUAG
Molecule: messenger RNA, 507 nt
Organism: Nylanderia fulva
Lineage: Eukaryota; Metazoa; Arthropoda; Insecta; Hymenoptera; Formicidae
Source: RefSeq, a predicted model, not a curated record